Aspergillus nidulans FGSC A4 is the source of this 5331-nucleotide messenger RNA. RefSeq lists its product as uncharacterized. Gene Ontology annotation, biological process: carbohydrate metabolic process. Gene Ontology annotation, molecular function: chitin binding; hydrolase activity, hydrolyzing O-glycosyl compounds; endochitinase activity. The transcript is spliced from 13 exons. The record is from RefSeq and is a predicted model, not a curated record. Bases 1 to 5331 code for a protein of 1776 amino acids. NCBI's taxonomy places the organism in Eukaryota, Fungi, Ascomycota, Eurotiomycetes, Eurotiales, Aspergillaceae.
AUGAAACCUGUGCAUUUGCUCAGAGCCGCGGGCCUGGGUGCCAGGAUUCUAGCACUCAUCUCCCUCCUCGCAUUCAUAUCCCCAUGGGCCGUGGGCCAGGGAGUUGGAGAGCCCGGCGGAACGUGCUCGGACUCCGUCCCAUGUUACCAGGGCUGCUGCAGUAAGGACUACUCGUGCGGCUUUACGCCUGAACACUGUGGUACUGGCUGCAUAAGCAACUGCAACGCAACGGCAGAGUGCGGGCAGUACGCACUUCCGGGGCAAUCUGACUGCCCGGUCAAUGUCUGUUGCAGCGAGUUUGGAUACUGCGGUGUCACCUCGGACUUUUGCGGCGAUGGCUGUCAAAAGAACUCCAACGGCGUUGGAUGUGGCCAGCCAGACCGUCCGUCAUGCUCCGCAAAUACAGACGCCAUGUCCUUCAAGCGGCGCAUUGGGUAUUAUGAGCUGUUCAACUACUACAAGGGUUGCAACGUGAUCGAGCCCGAGAGUCUCAUCAUCGAGCCUUUCACACACAUCAAUCUGGCGUUUGUCAACUUUGGCGACGACUACACGUUGAUUGACGAAUAUGGCGAUAUCGUCGACCGCGUCUCGUUCCUCAAGUUCUCCAACCCUGGUCUGCGCGUGAAUAUCGCUGUUGGAGGAUGGGCAUUUAGUGACGCCCCGACGCAGCACCUGUGGACGCAAAUGGCUCGCUCGCACGAGAACCGACAGACAUUCAUCAACUCUGUUGUAAAGUACCUCCAGGACUACCACCUCGAUGGUAUCGAUAUCGACUGGGAGUAUCCAUCUGCAUCAGACCGCGGCGGAGCACCGCAAGACGCCGCCAACUUUAAUCCAGGUUGGGAAAUCUCUGCCACCCUACCGACCAGCUACUGGUAUCUGCGUGGCUUCGACGUCGACCGCAUGCAAAAGUACGUCGACUACUUCAACCUGAUGAGCUAUGACCUGCACGGGAUGUGGGAUCAGGAUAGCAAGUGGACCGGUCCCUACCUGCAGGGUCAUACCGACAUCACGCAGAUUGAGCUCGGGCUGGAUCUCCUGUGGCGCAACAACAUCGACCCAGCGAACGUCGUCUUCGGGAUUGCCUUUUACGGCCGCUCGUUCACCUUGACUGAUUCCAACUGCUACCAGCCAAACGGCGAGUGCGAAUUCAGUGACGGCGGCAAACCGGGUUCCUGCUCUGAUACGACCGGUAUCCUGACAUAUGCAGAGAUCAGCUCGAGGAACAACUCGUUGGACGUGCAUACAUUCUAUGACCCGGAAACCACGGUCAAGUACAACGUCUACGAAGGGACCCAGUGGAUAUCGUAUGAUGACGAGCAGUCCUUCUUCGAUAAGAAGAAGUACGUCUCGGAGCGCUGCUUGAGCGGCUGGAUGGUCUGGGCCAUAGACCAAGAUACAGGCGAGUUUGAUGCUCUCGCCGGUCUGAUUGGCGAAGAUCUCUCCUCGCUGCAAAUGGAGGGUGGUCUCACUGGCGAUGCGGCAAACGUCCUGGCCGACACCUUUGCCGCGUACACUGGUCAGAACUGUUUCGUGACACCUCGCUGCACGGACGGCUCGAGCAAGGAAAAGAAUGCUGACCAGGUGUGCCCUUCGGGCUACCUCUCUGUUGACACAGCGCACAAUCCGCUCCAGGCAGGAAACAGAGAGUUGAAUGGAGAUUGCGCGGAGGGGUGGUACCGCCAUAUCUGCUGUCCAAAGGACGCCAUGCCCAAGAACUGCAGGUGGAACGGGGCUCCAGAGCGCAGCGAAUUUGGGUGCGACGGAAAAUGCGGCAGUAACCAGUUCAAGCUGAAUCAGGAUACGGCGCUCGACGCCAUGGGCGAAGGGCAAUGCUUUACCGGAGCGCGCUACAUCUGCUGUGAUUCUGCCGCCAUGUUCUCCGACUGCAUGUGGACCGGAUGCCAGGGCCCGCUCAUGCCAUACACUCCCGCCGAAUGCCCAGCGGACUAUUACUACCAAACGUUCCGCUGGGACAAGCCCGACGGCACGCCGUGGUGUUCAGAUACAUACGUCUCGCCCGUGGACGGCGCGGUGGGCAGCCCCCUCCACGACCGGUUCAAGAGCGGCCUCUGCUGUCCGACGGACCAGAGCUUUAGCAACUGCGCGUGGACAAACAGCCUGCAACAGAGUGACAUGACAGGAGGCGACUGGGCAGACCACAUCCAGGAUCUCGUCUGCAAGCCGAGGCCUUGUUCUGCUGGAAAGGUCAAGGUUGCCGGCGCCCUCGAUCCACCACCGGCCCCCGGGGCCGGGUCCAAGAGCGAGAUCAACUGUGACGGGGUCACGGUCCCUCCGGGUACAGAUCCAGAAUGGUCGUAUUGCUGUGAUCCGCCGACCAGAUACAACAAGAACUGGCCCGUGCAUCCCAAGUAUCUGUGGGAAAAGUACUACAACGACCCCAAGAAAUCGGACGUGGUCUGGAAAUACAGCGAUGAGUAUCAAAACAACGACGCCGACGCUGACCACUCCAGCGAAGAAGACGGCAGCGACGCAUACGGCUUCGUCAUGCUCGACGGGCCCGAGGGGUCCAUUGACAACGACUUUGCAACGACGCAGACGGUAGUUCGGCGGUCCCGGGAUGUUCCCAGAGUGAAGCGCUCCGUCCUGACCACGAACCAGACCGCGCUCGACACGGUCUUUGACCACUCGGAGGAAACCUUCCAUGUCUACUGCAACUACCCUGCCCGGUCGCGGGAGUGUGGGCGUAUCUUUAUUGACGGCGCCGAAGACACGAUCAUUUCGCUCCCUGACCAUAUCGGAGAAGGCCCGUUUGCCCGCAUUGUAUACAUGAAACCGGCAGACGAAGACUUCCAGCUGCCUGAUCAUCACCUGGAGCACCGGUCUGUCGAGCGCAUCGAGAACCCGGUCUACGAGGUGAAGAUUGACUAUAACUUCCAUCUGAUCAAGCCCAAGCGAGACAGCGAACCCGUGCAGAUGCGAGUGGACUACACCAACCUUCUGGGCUACUGGGACGAGAUGACUGAUUCCCCCGCCAGUCGGAUGAGGCGCAGCCUCGGUGAACGAGGUCUAACUAAGGAGGAAUGGCGCGCUCGUGUGCAGCGGGCUGUUGUCCGCGACAAGACCGUCCGCAAGCGUGACGAGAAGACCAUCCAGGUCAGGACUCCGAUGGCGUUCUCCGGCUCUCAUAUCGACAAGCGGUGGUGGGGAGCAUUCAAGGACUGGCUGAGGAAGCUCACUACCGUGACCAAGUCCAGUAUUGGCGUCAUCCCCUUAGGCUUCAGCCACACAAUCAACCUCUUCCGGGCCCAGUGGGGAUGCCCCGGACAGACCUACUCGGCCAACCUGCGGAUGGAUCUGGAGGCAGACCUCGCGAUGGACGCGACGUAUGCCUAUUACCUCUCUGCGACCUUUAUCCCGCCUGGCAAGCCGGAAACCUUUGCUUACUUUGGCAUGGAGCCCACUGCCUAUCUCGGGCUUCACAUUGAAGGCAACGCCCAAAUGCAGACCACCACGGGCAGGAAGAAGAUUAUCGACACGCUGUCCUAUCCCGGAUUGGCCGUGAAGGGGAUCGCAGCCGUUGGGCCGACGCUGGACAUCUACGGAGAGGCGGUCGAUGCCGGGGCGACCCUCACCUUCGGCAAGGCCGAAGUCUACUGGCCGCAGAACGACGACGCAAAGGACCAGUAUGAGACACUGCUCGGGCUCGAGAGCGACACGGCGGCUCCUGCGCCCGGCAGUAUCGAGCCCAGGUUCGAGGCCGGAGUCGCGGUUGACGCACAGCUGGAUAUCCUCGUCACUCCGGAAGCCAAUAUUGGUAUCAAGAUUGGCGGCGGCAAACUGGUCGGCGGCGCUACCCUCAUGGAUGCCCAGUUGACCGGGUACGUGAUGGGAGACCUGUCCUUCCAGGCACACGGCGACUACGACACGGCGAGUAACUCUUUCCAAUACCGCUUCGGCGCGUAUCUCUUCUACAAUCUAGGAUACAAGGCGACGGCCCAGAUCCUCAAUUUUAUUGACUGGGCCUUGGGUCCGCGCCAGGCAUACACCCCGAACAAGACGGUGAAACUGUACGAGAAGCAGGGCUCCAUCCCCAUGGGAUCGUCGUCCGACCAGCAGGCACGAGAUCUGACAGUCUACGGCCCUGUUGAACGGCGCCAUAUCGCCGCGGAACUGCCGGCAGACGCGAACAUGUCUGCGUACUUGGACCCGGCCACGGGCCUCUUCCGGCGCAGCGAUCCUAUGGACCUGGAUGAUCCCAACGACCCGGAAUUCACUCAGAACCUCCAGUGCCCUCCCGGCAGCAGCGGAGACGUCAAGCUUCCAGAACUCCGAUUCAACUGCGACCUCCUCUGGGGCUUCGUCGAGCCCGCCAGUGGGAAGACGUCGGACGAGACCGACCACGACGCAGGCAAGGUGACGGGCCUGUGUGAGCCAAUCCUCGACAUUCCCAGCAACAAACGAACCGAGGCCUUCACAUUCUCCAACGACAAAGAUCGCACGGCCGCGCGGUACAAGGCGCAAUGCCCCUCGGGGACGUGCAAGCAACCCUCUGCGGAUCUGAACAAGGCCCUGAAUCGCAGAAACCUGCAGCUCCAGUGCGACGAGUUCCCCUGGAAGUCGUCCGAGCAGGGGGGCCACUAUCUGCCCAGCGACUCCCGCAGCGCAACCUGCGUGCCUUCGUUCCAGAACAACUGGCACGGACAGUGCCUCAAACUGAUGGGUCAGUUCCAGUCGAACUGGAAAAAGCUGGAUCCUGAUGCACCCGCCGACGAUGAACGAGAGGACUAUUGGGUCCCAUGGUCGUCACCGCGCUGGACAUCAAUAGGCGAGUAUGGGCCAGAAGGCUCCAAAUACUCGCAGAAGCUCAUAGAGUACCCCACCGCACAGCCGCCUCCCGAUGGGGUUAGAACCCGGAACGACGACAAGCUCUCUUGGGCUUUCAAGCGCGACUACCGCGUCUCGUGGAUCCACCAGGACCCGACCACCAUCACCAGCAGCACCUGGUGGGAUGCCACGGGCAAGACGCUCAAGGGAGGUGGCCACGGCCCCGCGGGCAUGGACGCGAUCCUCUGCGCAGUCAACAUCUUUGGCCAGGAGGACACGUACAAGCUUCCGCAGGGCCAAAACGGACCGUAUAACGCCUACUGCCGCAAGGAAUCGAACGAGAUCAAAUACUGGUCUGUGGACUACAGUAUGGGUACCUGCCUGGUCACGUUCGCCGACGGGACCAGCAACACCAAAAGGGACAGCGGCAGCUGGGCUGGAUGGGAGGUCAAGAGCGUAGAAAUGGUGGACAACGUUGCCGGCGAUCUGGAGGAGGACUUGAGGCGAGCACAAGAGAUGGCAAGGAGGGACCGCCGGCCUUGA